Messenger RNA from Mus pahari (shrew mouse), 1417 nucleotides. It is a transcript of the gene Rab3il1, whose product is annotated as RAB3A interacting protein like 1. The transcript is spliced from 10 exons. The record is from RefSeq and is a predicted model, not a curated record. Gene Ontology annotation, molecular function: guanyl-nucleotide exchange factor activity. Gene Ontology annotation, cellular component: Golgi to plasma membrane transport vesicle. NCBI's taxonomy places the organism in Eukaryota, Metazoa, Chordata, Mammalia, Rodentia, Muridae. Gene Ontology annotation, biological process: exocytosis. The coding region runs from base 116 to 1267 and encodes 383 amino acids.
CUAGGCGGCCAGCGGGACAGACUGGCGGUGGAGCGAUUGACAGGCGGCAGGGCAGCUCUGGGGCCCCGGCAGAGUUGGUGGCGCGCGUGGACGCGGCUGCGGCGGAGACGCCGGGAUGUGGAGCGGCCCACCCCAACGAGACGAGGGCCUCCCUGUGGGCCUCUCCGCUAUCCCAGUCCCCUGGGAAAACCUGGGUCCCAGCAAAGGUAACAGGGAGUCCUCAGGAGGCCUGGUAGAAACCUCCACUUCCUGGGAGGAGGCCCCGGGUGAGGAACACCCGGCAGCUGCUCCGCUGGAUGUGUCACGCCUGCGCAGCUCCUCCAUGGAGAUCCGAGAGAAGGGCUCCGAGUUCCUAAAGGAGGAGCUAUACAAAGCCCAGAAGGAGCUGAAGCUAAAGGAUGAAGAGUGUGAACGGCUUUGCAAAGUGCGUGCACAGCUGGAGCAGGAGCUCGAGGAGCUGACAGCCAGCCUGUUUGAGGAAGCUCACAAGAUGGUUCGGGAAGCCAACGUGAAGCAGGCGACAUCAGAAAAGCAGUUGAAGGAGGCUUGGGGCAAGAUCGACAUGCUACAGGCAGAGGUGACGGCCUUGAAGACACUGGUCAUCACAUCCACACCAGCCUCUCCCAACCGUGAGCUCCACCCACAGCUGCUGAGCCCCACCAAGGCUGGACCCCGAAAGGGCCACUCACGCCAAAAGAGCACCAGCAGCUCCCUCUGCCCCGUUGUGUGCCCCACUGCAGGGCACAUCCCCACCCCUGACAAAGAAGGCAAGGAGGUAGAUACGACACUGUUUGCAGAGUUCCAGGCUUGGAGGGCCUCGCCUACCCUGGAUAAGAACUGCCCCUUCCUAGAAAGGGUGUACCGGGAGGACGUGGGCCCUUGCCUUGACUUCACAGUACAGGAGCUCUCGGCUCUGGUUCGGACUGCUGUGGAGGACAACACACUCACCAUUGAGCCCGUGGCUUCACAGACACUGCCCGCUGUGAAGGUGCCCACUGUUGAGUGUAACAACACCAACACAUGUGCCCUGAGUGGCCUGGCGCGUACCUGCCACCAUCGAAUCCGCCUGGGGGACUCUGACAGCCACUAUUACAUCUCACCGUCCUCCCGGGCCAGGAUCACUGCAGUAUGCAACUUCUUCACCUAUAUUCGCUACAUCCAGCAAGGUCUGGUUCGGCAGGAUGCUGAGCCAAUGUUCUGGGAGAUCAUGAGGCUGCGGAAGGGCAUGUCACUAGCCAAGCUUGGCUUCUUCCCCCAGGAGGCCUAGGGCAUGGCCCCAGGCCUGAAGUAAGCUCUGAGCUAGAGCAAACAGCUGCCUUGGGACAGACAGACAAGAAAUCCUGGAGCCAGCUCUGAGCCAGAAGCUGAAAGGACAGAUAAACAACCAGGCUGUAGAGACAGUUCUGAGCCAGUACCA